UCCUCGCCAGCCAUUCCAGCUUGGACAGAGUGGCCGUGUUCCUUCAGCAGCUACAGAGACACGUUUUAAACACGCUACAGGUUUUGAGUGUAGUGGCGUUGCGUUUCUUCCCUAAACCCAACCAAGAAACUCUGAGUUCGCAUUAAAUAUGCCUAAUUUUGCUUGUUGUCAAACGCCUCAGGUUAUAAUGUAUGACCAACAGAGAAGAAGUACAUUUCUAUAGCCAACGGGAUCCCGAGGACUUGAUUAUAGUCGCUUCAAGCCUGAUAGUUUGUCCGUGCGACUGCUCCCCUUCUCCCUUCGACGCACGUCUGUAGUCGGCUGGCAUCUCUUCUGACAACUUCCCAUCCCUCUCCUCGGGUAAAGAAGACUGAGCUCUGCUGUGAUCUUAGUCUGCUUUGCCUGUUCCUGUUCUACAAUCAGCAGUGGUGUUUCCCUGGAUUUGGAUUAUUGUCUGUUAGGAAUAUUAUCAAAAUUCACCAAAAUGACUCCAAACGGGUGUUUGAUCUUUGACGAUGAGACUUUCCUGGAUUCCACCGUGGCCAAAAUGAAUGCUUUGAGGAAGAGCGGCCAGUUCUGUGACGUUAGGCUGCAGGUCUGUGGUCAUGAGCUGAUGGCUCAUCGCGCUGUCCUGGCAUGCUGCAGUCCAUACUUGUUUGAGAUCUUUAACAGCGAUAUCGAGACUCAUGGAGUCUCACACAUCACGUUUGAGGACUUGAACCCAGAAGCUGUGGAGGUCUUGCUCAACUAUGCGUACACUGCCCAAUUAAAGGCAGAGAAAGAGCUGGUCAAGGACGUGUACUCUGCAGCCAAAAGGUUCAAGAUGGAGCGAGUCAAACAGAUUUGUGGUGACUACCUGCUGUCUAAAGUGGAUUCCCAGAACGCAAUCUCUUUCCGAAACUUUGCCAACUCCAUGGGAGACGGCAGACUUUUGGCCAAGGUGGAUGCUUACAUCCAGGACCAUCUGAUGGAAGUAUCUGAACAGGAAGACUUUCUCAAACUACCCAGAUUAAAGUUAGAAGUGAUGCUAGAGGACAACCUGACCCUGCCCAGCAAUGGCAAGCUCUACUCAAAGGUACUCAACUGGGUGCAGCGUAGUAUUUGGGAGAACGGAGACCAACUGGAACGACUGAUGGAAGAGGUGCAAACGCUCUACUACUCUCCUGACCAUAAGCUGGUGGAUGGAGGGCUGAUGAUUGAUGGGCACAAUGAAGUGUUUGGUGGCGAGGACGACCACCUUCAGUUUGUGCAGAAGAAACCUGUGCGUGAGAAUGCCCAGAGACAGCUGAGCUGCAGCUCUUCAGGAAGCCUUUCACCCUUCAACCAAGCAGCCAAUGUCCAAAAACAGACCACCAGGAGAGACUGGAAGUACAUCGCCUCUGAGAAGACCACAAACAGCAACUAUCUUUGUCUGGCUGUGCUGGAUGGAGUGCUGUGUGUGAUCUUCCUGCAUGGCCGCAACAGCCCUCAGACAUCUCCGACUGCCACGCCCUGCCUGAUGAAGAGCCUCAGUUUCGAGGCCCAGCCCCAGGAGCUGGAGGAGCACCCACUCUCACCCAUGCAUUACGCUCGCUCCGGUCUGGGGACUGCAGCCCUGAAUGGCAGACUCAUCGCAGCAGGAGGCUACAACAGAGAAGAGUGUCUGAGGACUGUGGAGUGCUACGAUCCCAAUGAGGACUGUUGGACUUUCGUUGCACCAAUGCGGACUCCGAGGGCUCGAUUCCAGAUGGCUGUGCUGAUGGGUCAGCUGUAUGUGAUCGGAGGUUCCAACGGACAUUCUGAUGAGCUGAGCUGUGGGGAGAUGUACGAUCCACAUACUGAUGAGUGGGUUCAAGUGCCAGAGCUGAGGACAAACCGCUGCAAUGCAGGUGUCUGCUCCUUGAACAACAAGCUUUAUGUUGUUGGAGGGUCGGACCCCUGCGGGCAGAAGGGCCUGAAGAACUGUGACGUUUUUGACCCUGUGACAAAAACCUGGUUUAACUGUGCCUCCCUUAACAUCAGGAGGCACCAGGCUGCAGUGUGUGAGUUGGAUGGCUUCAUGUACGUGAUUGGAGGAGCAGAAUCGUGGAAUUGCCUGAACACCGUAGAGCGCUACAACCCUGAGAACAACACCUGGACUCUAGUAGCCCCCAUGAACGUGGCCCGCAGGGGCGCUGCUGUUGCUGUGCAUGCAGGCAAGCUGUUUGUCGUGGGUGGCUUUGAUGGCUCCCACGCUCUCCGCUGCGUUGAGGUGUACGAUCCCGCCCGCAACGACUGGAGGAUGCUUGGCAGCAUGAUAUCAUCCCGCAGCAACGCCGGCGUGGCCAUGCUGGACAAAACCGUCUACGUCGUGGGUGGCUUUGACGGAAACGAGUUCCUCAGCACGGUGGAGGUGUACAACCCAGAAACGGAUGAGUGGAACGACUGCACCAAAGCCCCAUCUCCCCUCUCUGAGUGAAGAGAGGGGAGAUGGGGGGAGGAGGAAGAAUGGGGGAGCAGGGUUUUGGAGUUUCACAGUGCUUCACUCAUUUCCAAACUAACAGGCUUAGUGACGUAAUCGUGUUUCAUGAUGUUUUUGUGUAUGAACGGGUAUAUGUGGGUGGGGAUGUUGAGGUGAGGAGUCUUCAGUGAAGACUGGCUUAAUCUUGGCAGGUUGGGGAGGGGGGUGGGAUUAUUGCUGCUCAAAGCAACAUGACGCCUUUGCAUAUUGCAUAGAUUUUGGUUUUGUCCUGUAUAUAUUUUUUUCUUCCUCAGAUUUUUUUGUCAUAUGCCAACAUUUACUACACACUUAGUGCUUUUCUUUUCAUUUAAAGUUUAGAAGCUAGUCGCAUGGAAGGUUUUCAGAAUACUUUUUACUAUUUGACCACCUAAAAAGGUGCCAGUUUGAAGUGGUAAUAAUUUGGCCUCAGAAAAGGUAGUUUAUUUAAAAAAUUUCUAGUGUGGAAAUGUUUUUUUUUUUCUGAAAUAUUUAAACGUCAGUGGUUUGAAGCCUUACUCAGUGUGAGUUGCUAAACACCCAUCAUAGCUUUCUGUCAUUUUAAACAAGCCAGCUUGCUUUUUGACUCUUGAAAUGAUGGCCUUUUUUAUAUUUUUAUACACUGGUGAUUUACCAGUAACAUAGACGUUGUAGCAGAGAGCUUAAGUGAAUCUAACCAGUGCCAGAUUUAGUUGACCUUUUUGGUGCACAUGCCAAGAACGCACAACCAUGCUUCUGCUAACACUUUUUUGGUGAUUUUAACUAGUUAAUGUUUGUAGAGCAGCAGUUCACUGAGAAUCCUUCUUUUGUGUUUUAAAGUGUCAGGCAUUGGCAGAUUUGUUUCUGGAAGGAAUGUUGGUGCAAGCAGUUUCACAUUUGUAACAUUUCUUAAUUAAUAAAUCAUAUAAAUCAGA
Molecule: messenger RNA, 3369 nt
Organism: Girardinichthys multiradiatus
Lineage: Eukaryota; Metazoa; Chordata; Actinopteri; Cyprinodontiformes; Goodeidae
Gene: ivns1abpa
Product: influenza virus NS1A binding protein a
Exons: 15
Coding region: 485-2437 (650 amino acids)
Molecular function (GO): protein binding
Source: RefSeq, a predicted model, not a curated record